This is a messenger RNA of Rana temporaria (common frog), 1702 nucleotides long. RefSeq names its product Cbp/p300 interacting transactivator with Glu/Asp rich carboxy-terminal domain 2 (gene CITED2). Lineage: Eukaryota; Metazoa; Chordata; Amphibia; Anura; Ranidae. Gene Ontology annotation, biological process: sex determination; regulation of DNA-templated transcription; left/right pattern formation. The transcript has 2 exons. Gene Ontology annotation, cellular component: nucleus. The record is from RefSeq and is a predicted model, not a curated record. The coding region runs from base 216 to 920 and encodes 234 amino acids.
UAUUAACAAGCUGGGAAGAAGAAACACACUUCAUUGUUGGCAAGUCCCGAUGCCUGUGGGUGAAGAGUGACUGUGCAGGCUGCUCGGCCAGGGGGGAUCGGCCAACAACAGUGGACUCGUGUGGGUUCUCCCCCUCCUCCAGGAUCCUAUAUGCUGGGGAUCUAUUCCCGGAUCGUCUCCAAUCCUCUGUAAUCAGCGAUCACAAGGGGUGUGCAAUGGCAGACCAUUUAAUGGCAAUGAAUCAUGGCCGGUUUCCAGAUGGAACAAAUGGUCUUCACCACCACCCUGCUCAUCGGAUGGCUAUGGGUCAGUACUCCAACCCACAUCACCACCAGCAGCAGCAGCAACAGCAGCAGCAGCACGCCUUUAACACCCUAAUGGGGGAACAUAUGCACUAUGGUGCAGGGAAUCUGAACUCUAAUAACAGUAUCAGGCAUGCCAUGGUGGCUGGGAAUGUAAACGGAGGGCAUCCUAAUGGCAGCAUGGCACAGACGGCAAGAUUUACCAGUUCACAAUUCAUGGGACCUCCUGUUACGAAUCAAGGAGCUCAGCUUACAGCUAGCAUGCAGCUUCAGAAAUUGAACAAUCAAUAUUUUACGCAUCAUCCGUAUCAACAUAACCACUAUAUGCCGGACUUGCAUCCUGCAAAUCAUCAGAUAAAUGGGACAAGCCAGCAUUUCAGAGACUGCAAUCCAAAGCACAGCUCUGGUAUGCCUCCUUCAGUCAGCCAUGUCCCUGCAGCGAUGCUGCCUCCUAGUGUCAUAGACACGGACUUUAUAGACGAGGAAGUUCUCAUGUCCUUGGUGAUAGAAAUGGGCUUGGAUCGUAUAAAAGAACUACCUGAGCUAUGGCUGGGACAGAAUGAAUUUGAUUUCAUGACAGACUUUGUUUGCAAACAGCCCAACAGAGUAAGCUGCUAGGACCUUAUGAGAUACAAAAAAAGAACUUGGAACAUUCCUCCAUGGACACCGACUCUUGCUUCCAGAAUCCACUAUUAAUCUGUACAGAAUAUAUAAAUAUAUAUAUUUUUGUUUCUUUUGAUUCCCACUUUUUUAUUUCCCUACUGCCUUGUUUUGAGACACUUCCCUGCAAUCGUGUGUUUCAGUCAUUUUUUUUUUUUUUACUCGUCUCCUGUCCAAGUCCGCUAUUUUAUGGUGUUUUGACUCAAGUCCAUUUUUUAUUUUCUUUCUGUUUUUUUGUUUUGUUUUGCUGGACUGCAUCAACGUGAAAUAGAGCUGAUGGUUGCAUGAUCCUUACAGGCAGGAUUGUUACUGCACUAAUGCUGCCAUGUUGCUUCAUUUAAUCUAUGCAUUGCUGUGCACUUUUUUAUUGUAACUGGAAGUUUUAACAGGGGGCCAAGCUUUGGCAGAUCAGGAGACGGUUGUACUGGUAUAAUUGGAUUUAUUUUUUUUCUGCCCCCCUCCCCCUUCCCAAUUUUACCAGUGUUUCACCCAUGUACAGAAAAACAGUGAGGGUGGAAUGUAAUCGGUGUAACAUUUCACAACUGCAUUUCCCCAAAAAUGUUUGACACUGUGCUAAUCUAGUUAAUUUAGUUCAUGGAAGAAUACUACUGUGUUUAAAAGCUUUUUAGGAAAUUUUGACAGUAUUUUUGUACAAAGGAUUUUUUUGAGAAAAUACCUGUUAAUUUAUUCUAUUUUAAUUUGCCAAUGUCAAUAAAGAGCUGCAAAGUGCACCAAUCUAA